Messenger RNA from Echinops telfairi (small Madagascar hedgehog), 2959 nucleotides. It is a transcript of the gene ATP6V0A4, whose product is annotated as ATPase H+ transporting V0 subunit a4. Lineage: Eukaryota; Metazoa; Chordata; Mammalia; Afrosoricida; Tenrecidae. The transcript is spliced from 20 exons. Gene Ontology annotation, cellular component: vacuolar proton-transporting V-type ATPase, V0 domain; plasma membrane; vacuolar proton-transporting V-type ATPase complex. Gene Ontology annotation, molecular function: ATPase binding; proton-transporting ATPase activity, rotational mechanism. The record is from RefSeq and is a predicted model, not a curated record. The coding region runs from base 286 to 2691 and encodes 801 amino acids. Gene Ontology annotation, biological process: vacuolar acidification; proton transmembrane transport.
GGGAGGAGACCUGCCCCUCCACCCCUCCCUCCCCUUUCUCAGCCGGCUUGGGAAGAAAGCCCACAACCCUACCUGCCAAGCCAGCUGAGCAGGAGGAGAGGAAGACGAGGCUGAGGGUCAGAGUGGCCCGGGUCCUGUGGGAGAGGGAGAGCAAGAGGGAGAGGGCUGUCCACGCCAUCUCCGAGAGGUGAGCGAGUGCCGUCUGUCCUGUGGACGCCCGUGCCCCGUGCCCCGGCAGCAGCUGGAACAGAGCUGUCUCUGGGCUCAGACUGAGGCUGGGCCGAGAUGGCGUCUGUGUUUCGAAGUGAGGAGAUGUGCUUGUCUCAGCUCUUUCUGCAAGUGGAGGCUGCGUACUGCUGUGUGGCCGAGCUCGGAGAGCUGGACUUGGUUCAGUUUAAGGACCUGAACAUGAACGUGAACAGCUUCCAGAGGAAAUUUGUGAAUGAAGUCCGAAGGUGCGAAUCGCUGGAGAGAAUCCUGCGUUUUCUGGAAGAUGAGAUGACAAAUGAGGUUGCGAUCCAAGUGCCUGAGAAGUAUCCCCAGACCCCUCUCCCUCGGGAGAUGAUAACCCUGGAGACUGUUCUGGAGAAACUGGAAGGCGAACUACAGGAAGCCAACCACAACCAGCAAGAUUUGAAGAAAAGCUUCCUGCAACUGACAGAACUCAAACAUCUCCUGAAGAAGACCCACGACUUCUUUGAGGUCAUCCUUUGCAGGCGGUUUAGUGACGGGCCCUGUUCCCCAGAAGGAGCCCUGGCAGCACAGAGGUUAAGAGCUUGGCUGCUAAUUAAAGACCCUUGGUUCAAGUCCAAAGAAGAACUUAAAAAGGAUAUAUUCAUCAUCUUUUACCAAGGCGAGCAACUCAGGCAGAAAAUCCGCAAGAUCUGUGAUGGGUUCCGAGCCACCAUCUACCCCUGCCCGGAGCCCCCGGCCGAGCGCAAGAGCAUGCUGGCGGACGUCAAUGUGAGGCUGGAAGAUCUAAACAUCGAGACACCAUGUCCGGAAACAAUCCCCCUGCAAGUACUUUCACCCUGCUGCCCCAAGCUUGGUCAUUAUUCAAAGUGGACCGUGCAGGUGCAGAAGAUGAAGGCCGUCUACCAUACUCUCAACCUGUGCAACAUUGACGUCACCCAGCAGUGCGUCAUCGCCGAGGUCUGGUACCCAGUGGCCGACACUGCCCGCAUCCAGAGAGCUUUGGAGCAUGGCACGGAACAGAGCGGCUCGGCCAUGGCCCCUAUCCUGACGGCAGUGCAGUCUAAAACAGCUCCACCCACGUUUAACAGGGUCAAUAAGUUCACAGCCGGCUUCCAGAACAUCGUCGAUGCCUACGGCGUGGGCAGUUACCGGGAGAUAAACCCAGCACCCUACACCAUCAUCACCUUCCCUUUCCUGUUUGCUGUCAUGUUCGGGGACUGCGGGCACGGCGCCGUGAUGCUCCUGGCGGCCCUGUGGAUGGUCCUCAACGAGAGGACCUUGCUGGCCCAGAAGUCCAACAACGAGAUUUGGAACACCUUCUUCCACGGACGCUACCUGCUCCUGCUCAUGGGGGUCUUCUCCAUCUACACGGGCCUCAUCUACAACGACUGCUUCUCCAAGUCCCUCAACAUCUUCGGCUCUUCUUGGAGCGUCCGCUCCAUGUUCAGAAACGGCACCUGGAAUGACCACACAGUGGAGACCAACGCCAUCUUACAGCUGGACCCCGCCGUGCCUGGCGUCUACUCCGGGAACCCGUACCCAUUCGGGAUCGAUCCGAUCUGGAACGUGGCCCCCAACAAGCUGACCUUCUUGAACUCCUAUAAGAUGAAGAUGUCGGUGGUCCUGGGAAUCGCCCAGAUGGUGUUCGGCGUGAUACUGAGCCUCUUCAAUCACAUAUACUUCCGAAGAACCAUCAACAUCGCUCUGCAGUUUGUCCCCGAGAUGGUCUUCAUCCUGUGUCUCUUCGGGUACCUGGUUUUCAUGGUCAUUUUCAAAUGGUGCCACUACGAUGUGCACUCGUCCCAGCGCGCCCCGAGCAUCCUCAUCCAUUUCAUCAACAUGUUCCUGUUCAACUACGACGACCCGUCCAGCCGCCCGCUGUACCGGCACCAGAGAGAAGUCCAGAGCUUCUUGGUGGUCCUGGCUCUGAUUUCUGUGCCCUGGAUGCUCCUGAUUAAGCCCUUCAUCCUUCGAGCCCGCCACCGCAGAGCCCAGGUGAGGGAAGGGGGUCUGAUUCCUGAAACCUGUGGGGCUGGUCUGUCUGUCAACGGGAGGCCGGCUACCAGGAGUCGGAAUCAGCCACACUCAACAGUAAUGGAUAGGGGAAAAGAGUUCAACUUUGGAGACGUCUUUGUCCACCAGGCCAUCCACACCAUCGAGUACUGCCUGGGCUGCAUCUCCAACACGGCCUCCUACCUGCGCCUCUGGGCCCUGAGCCUGGCCCACGCCCAGCUCUCCGAGGUGCUGUGGACCAUGGUGAUGAACAUCGGCUUGCGCCAGCGCGGCUGGGGCGGGCUCGUCGGAGUCUUCAUCAUCUUCGCCGUGUUUGCUGUCCUGACAGUGGCCAUCCUGCUUGUCAUGGAGGGCCUGUCCGCGUUCCUGCACGCCCUGCGGCUCCACUGGGUGGAAUUCCAGAACAAGUUCUACUCCGGGGCCGGCUACAAGUUCUCCCCCUUCUCCUUCAAGCACAUCCUGGAAGGGGCGGCCGAGGACUAACGUCAGGCCAGGUGGCCGCCCUGCUUGCCCCUGCCCCCUGGGCCCAAGAAGGAAGCCAGUCGGCUCCCCAGGGUCACUGGGGUGGCAGCUGUGCAGGCUUCAGUGCCGGGCUUUGUUCUCUCUGCCACUCUGCCCACAAAGCCUCGUGUGAACCCUGGGCUUCAUUGUGACGGUGCCAUGCAUGUCAGAGCCAAGUGCCUUGACCUCGUGUGGGCUCUCAGUGACCCGAUAAUAAGAUGAUUAAGACCUGCUUGUGUGUGUGUGUGUG